AUGAUGAAGGAUUGGGACAACGAUGAUGCCAACUUGCUGAAGUGGAGACAAGAGACUGCUGAGACUGGCUUUGAGAAGACCCCUGCUGGCAGCAUGCAAAUCAAGGAGCAAGAGUACUUCGACAACGCUAUCCUCAUGGUGGCCAUGAUCAAGGCAGGUGUAGAAUUGGCCUUCGAGGAGAUGGUCAAGGUUGGCAUGAAGCCCGAGAGUGCCUACUACGAAUCCUUGCAUGAGACGCCUCUUAUCGCCAACACCAUCGCAAGAAAGAAACUCUACGAGAUGAACAAGGUCAUUUCUGACACUGCCGAGUAUGGUUGCUAUUUGUACACCCAAGCUUGCGUACCUCUGCUGAAGGACUUCAUGGCAAAGGUAGACACCAGCGUCGUUGGCACCAAGUAUAACAAAGGCCCCACUGCUGAGUUUGGAGAGGGUCCUGGUGGCAGGGCAGAAUCGUUCAAGAAAAAACUGGACCAUACUGGGCCCCAGGGUACAUGGGAUACUUGCCAACUGCAGGUGUGGAGAGGAUGGCUGGUCGUUUAA
Molecule: messenger RNA, 540 nt
Organism: Cladocopium goreaui
Lineage: Eukaryota; Dinophyceae; Suessiales; Symbiodiniaceae
Source: the annotation of a GenBank genome assembly